CUCAGAGACCAUGCAGCUGGGCAGUGCCUUCCUCCUCCUCUGCCUCCCAGGCUGUCUCACCCUGGGCACCCCCAAGGUUUUAGAGGGCACGGUGGGGAGCACGCUGAUGAUAACAUGCAGGUACAAGGUAGGAGAGGAAGGCCCCAGGAAGUUCUGGUGCCGAGGGGCCAACUGGAUGGACUGUGUCCGGGUCAUUGAGACAGCGCAGCCAGCGAAGGAGGAGGCGAGGCGUGGCCGAGUGACCCUCCAGGACAGGCCGUGGGGGCACCAUUUCAUCGUCAGCAUGACGAGCCUGGAGACGGGAGACGCAGACACUUACUGGUGUGGAGUGGACUCACCCAAGCAUGUCCCCCAGGCCCCAGUGAUGGUGGCUGUUCUCCCAGGCCCCACAACAACAGCAACGAGGACCCUGGAAACCAUGGGCUCCAGUAUGCCCGCCAGUCCCAUGUCCAACCCUGGACAUCCCACUUGGCUGCUCUGGAUGUACAUCAGCUGCAUGUUCCUGGUCUCGCUCAAGGUGACCUUCCUGCUGAGCCUUGGCUGCAUCAUCACCUGGCUGGCCUGGACUUCAGCCUUUCCCUGAGAAACAAUGACUCCCAGCCCCGGGCUGCUCCCAGCGAAGUGACGCUGGCUGUGUCAGCUCUGAGGAUCCUGCAGGGACCCACACGCUCAGAAGCUGAGUGGAUCUUCAGGAUGACUCAGGGCUGUGGAGUCAGAUGGCAUGCACUCCAACCCCAGGACUGCCACCUGCCAGCCAUUGGACCCGGGAGGGGUUACUGGAUGGUGCUCCUCAGGUGUUGCUUGGAUUUGUAUUUAAUUGAUGCACUACAUGGAGGGUUCUGGUCUCUCAGGAUGACUCCAAUAUGUGGCUGUUAGUUGGGGUGCAGGGAAGCAGGGAGCAGG
Molecule: messenger RNA, 903 nt
Organism: Ochotona curzoniae (black-lipped pika)
Lineage: Eukaryota; Metazoa; Chordata; Mammalia; Lagomorpha; Ochotonidae
Product: CMRF35-like molecule 6
Exons: 4
Coding region: 11-583 (190 amino acids)
Cellular component (GO): plasma membrane
Molecular function (GO): transmembrane signaling receptor activity
Source: RefSeq, a predicted model, not a curated record